AUGGAUAUCAAGAAUAAGAAGAGCGAUAAAUUAGCUCGUCGUGUUGCAGAGAAGAAAGUCAAGAUUCAAAGCAGUGGUCAAGCUGCGGUCAGAGAACUGUUUACCAUCUGCCGAAAACUAAGAUGCAACCCUCCCGUCUGCUUCCCCGAAAAUGAUGAAAUUUGUAUCAGUCUCGCUGCAUCCUAUGUUUUAAGCAACGCCCCAGAUUUCAAAUCGAGAUAUAAGAUCAAUGAUACUGAAAAAUCACGAUUAGAUGUCACUCAACAAGCUUUGAGGUGGAUUGAACACAACACACCUCCUUCAUACUACUGGAACGAUGUUGAAGCUGAGGAUACCUUGGCGGAUCGUUUUUCAGAACUGGCUCUAGGUGUCUACGAGAAGGACACCAGUCAGGAGGAAGUUCAAAAGGCCAUGCUUUACUUAGAGAAUAAAAUUAUGACUAAAUUUUGUGAGCGCUUUCAGAGCAAAAACAAAAGUGAGCUGGAUCCAGUCAAAUACAAACGAGCUCUCGAUGUCUGUCGCUUUUCACGACUAGCCGACAGAACUAUCAUCGGGGAGCAUGCAAACAAUAAAGUCUCCAUGGCUCUCUCUGAGACAAACAUUGUAUACACGGACCAAUCUCAACAGACUGGAGCAGAUUUGGGUUGUCAACUACCUUUGAAUAAUGGCAUCACUUCAGUUCCAACAACGAUGACAGUAUCUACAGAUGAAGAAACAAACAAAUCUGUCUACGGUGAAAAAGUAGUUGCAGAUGUCAAAAAUGAGCCAGUCUCCGAAUCCGAUGCACCCGCUCCUGACACUCUCGACGAGUCAGCCUCCGAUCCCGACACAUGCACUCGUGGAUUUAUACUAAGAAACUCCUUGGUUGAAAGACGGUUACCUGGCAUGAGUAUGGAAACAGUUGUUAAUUGGAUGGCAAAAUCUUUCAACAAGUAUUGUGAUUAUCACAAUGAUCAUGUUAGGAUGCACAUCGUUUCGACUAUUCUAUCGAAAGAUGGUGAUUCUCUCGUGUCAAAAGUAGAGGAAUUGGGCUCAAAUGUCUCUGUCAAGAACGUCAAAUUGAUGGAGCUCAUCUUGCAAUCGUACAGCUCGGAGACAGUUGAGCGACUUUGGGAUUCAAAGCGUCGUCAACCUUCCAAGAGUCCUGGGGCAUACGAUCUCGAGCAAUUCUUGAACAUGUGUGACAGCGGCUUGCUUCCUAUCUGCAAUGAGAUCUCAAAGGAGUUACCUGGACAUGCAAACUUAUUUCUCAGCCGUUUCCUGAAUUGGCAGAGAAACGGUAUGAUGGGCAGAGUUUUAAGUCCUUCCGUUCAUGUCGGAGAUAAGACUCAGGAAUUUAUUGAUAGAUUACUAAAGCUUCAGAAGAUCGAGCUUUUACCCCUGAUAGAUGCUGUAAUAGCUGAAACUGACGGCAAGCCUGUACCACUUUUGGAAUCCUUCUUACGCUGGAACAAAAACAACAUCGCACAGAGACUCUUAGAUUUUGACGCUUGUGGUGAGAUGAGCGCGCUUAGCCUGGUCGAAGCAGCCUUGGAUCUCGGACAUUGGAACAUUCUAGGAGAUAUUCGAUCCCUCCUCAUUGAAGCUGAGUUUAAUGGCAAGCCUGACCACUUCUUCCGCCAACUUCGCAAGUGGCAGAGAAACAGGUCGUUCCAAUAUUUACACAGAUUAGAUCAAGUCACAUCAGAUAAAUCUCCCGCGUUCCUGGAUCUGGCUCUAAAGAUGUGUGAAACUGGUCUUAUGAGACACAUCUCUGAAAACAGGGAGUUGAUCGGAGAUCGGCCAUGCGGUUUCUUCGAUGACAUGUUCGGAGUAGCAAGAAUGAUCGUAAAUGGAGAAGCAAUCGUCGUGGCUCGAGGUGAAAAUGGAAGCUUCACACGGGAUUUAACACCAAACCUCCGACCAAGACUUCUCAGUACAUCACUUUCUUAUAAAUUAAAAGGCUUGCCGGCAUGGAUGGACUCUAUUUGUGGAACAAGAGACGGCACAGAUCCGAGUCAAUUGGAGUUUGAAGAGGUUGGAUGUAGUGAAGUUAGCAAGUUUGUUAAUUUUUCUCUAAAGUUGUACGGCUGGGGUGUCCACCGCUGGGCUUUGAACAAUGAAGCGUUCAUUGGAACAGAUCCUGCUUUAUUUUUUAAUCAGUUGUUUCACGUGGCUGCUGUUCUUGAGAACGGGUCUACAAGUCCUGUUGUCCUUGAGGCAAUUGAAGCAACCAAGAAGAUCAUGUCAGGCACACCUGCAGCUGCAGGAACUAAGGAAAUUGACACAAGUGCACCAUCCAACAAGUCGUCAGCUAUGGUCUCUUCAUCAUCUGAUAUGGUCUCUCAAUCACUUCAACCUCCACCAAAUCCAGCCUCCACUUUUGAUUGGCAGCGCAGUCUCUCAGGAUCCAAGUUAGCAGCUCCACCAAAGACAGCCUCCACUUACAAAUGGGAAUCCAAUUACGCAGACCCCAAGUCAUCAGCAUCUUCCAGUGAGCCCUCUGGUUCUUCUGAUAGGAAAGGAAAGAAGACCGACACAGCUCCAUCCGACACAGACGAAAGCACCGGAAUAACCAUCCUAGCCCGUGGAAAGUGUGCCAGUUGCCCUCGCCUUGGAACCAAGAUAUUUCCUCGUGGUAAAAUACUUUGCGAAGAAUGCAGACCCUAA
Botrytis deweyae is the source of this 2649-nucleotide messenger RNA. RefSeq lists its product as uncharacterized. The coding region runs from base 1 to 2649 and encodes 882 amino acids. The transcript has 4 exons. The record is from RefSeq and is a predicted model, not a curated record. Lineage: Eukaryota; Fungi; Ascomycota; Leotiomycetes; Helotiales; Sclerotiniaceae.